AUGGGAUCUCAAGAAGGUGGUAGUGAUAGCAAUGGGGAGGCGCAAACCCAAACCGAUGACCCGUUAUACAACCCGCUGGCCCGGCAAGGAUCUUUAUACGGGCUCACUUUCGAUGAGGUGCAAAACCAGCUAGGUGACUUAGGAAAGCCUCUUGCCACUAUGAACCUUGACGAGCUUCUGAAAACGGUGUGGACUGUUGAGAAUGGCAACCAAGAAGCCGGGCCCACUGAUAAUGGGCUGGGCCCAGACCAUUUCCCGGACAUCAUGCUGCCGACUGAUCUGAGCAAGAAGACGGUAGACCAAGUGUGGCAGGACAUCCAGCAGCAGCAACAGGGGCAAAAGAGGAAUUUACUCGACCGGAAGGCGACACUUGGCGAGAUGACAUUGGAAGACUUCCUGGUCAAAGCGGGUGUGGUGGCGACCGGGUCAAUGAGGAAUGUGGGCCCGACACAGGGGCCCGAAGAUUCAGUAGAAGUUCUGACGACUCAGCAGGCCCAGUGGAUGAUGAACUAUCCGGCAGUUUUCGUGCCAGGUCAGCAUAGCUACCCGGAAAGUCAAAUGAUGAUGUCAUCCCCCUUGUUGAUGGGCGCUUUAUCCGACACUCAGAGUCCGGUCCGAAAACAGGAUGAUAUAGCUGAAAAGAGUGUUGAGAGGAGGCAGAAGAGGAUGAUCAAGAAUCGGGAAUCUGCUGCUAGAUCACGAGCAAGGAAGCAGGCUUACACGCAUGAGCUGGAGAAUAAGGUUACUCGUCUGGAGGAGGAGAACGAGAGGCUCAAGAGACGAAAGGAAUUUGAUAAAACAUUGCCUAGCAUACCAUCACCAGAGCCAAAAUUUGACAAGAUUAUCAACAAGGAAAUACCGGCAAACGUCGUGUACGAGGAUGACAAGGUUCUAGCAUUCAGGGACAUAACUCCGCAGGCACCAAUACACAUCCUGCUUAUUCCUAAAGUGAAGGAUGGAUUAACUGGAAUUUCAAAGGACAAGGAGAAUAUGGAAGGAUUAAUGAUGACACUGAAGAUUAUGAGAGAACUGUUCAGGUGA
Messenger RNA from Striga hermonthica, 1041 nucleotides. Lineage: Eukaryota; Viridiplantae; Streptophyta; Magnoliopsida; Lamiales; Orobanchaceae. The record is from the annotation of a GenBank genome assembly.